AUGUUUUCCUUCACGUCGAAUCUCCCUUAUCUUGACAAAUUUCAAAGGAUUCCUUCCGUAGUCUGCGAAAGAUGUGGCCAGUUCAGUGGUCCGGCCUUGGAGCACUCCUUGUAUGUGACGCCGCCGACUCUUGAAGUCCUACGGGAAAAUGCCACGCCAGAUUCAGAUACUCGACAUGAAAUCGAAGCAAUUGUUCGUCGCGACGACGCCGAUAUCGACUUCCUUGACAGGGAAAUAUCCAAGCUCCAAACAACCCUCCUUGAUCUUCAGCGUCGGCGCCAAGCGAUUCAGGUGCACGUCGAUCGUAACAAAGCACUUUUAGCUCCCAUUCGCCGCCUCCCUGUGGAGAUCCUAUGGCGCAAAGUUGACCUCAACGUCGUCGCUUUGCCCGCGCUUGCCCCAAGGGAAAGAUUCCUUAUCUUCAUGCGCUUCGUCAACCUUGCCCACAAUCAGUCGGGAACACGCCCGGUUUGCAUGUCCAUCACUCCUCAAUUAAACUUAUGCAUGAGGGAUUUCAAAGAAUUACAAAACCUUUUUCCUAUCUUGAAAGGAAUGGCUUCAAAUUUUUCUGGUCAUUGGGAUGAGUUAUCAAUCGACAUCGAAAUGUUUAAGCUCAUAAAGGGCCCGGAGGUAAAGACCUUCUCCAACCUCAAACGCCUUACACUCUCGGCCAGUCUACGAAUCUUUGCACGCUGUUGUCUUCCGCACAACCUUUCUCAACUUACUCAUCUCACAAUAAUAAAUUGCUUCUCACCCGUCACUCGAUUGGUCAAUAUGCCCUGGUCCCAGAUCACGCAUUUUGAAUCACAAAAUGUUCCUAUCAACUAUCUUGGUCCUGCUUUGGGCCAAAUGUCGGCCCUCACACAUGCUCACAUCUCUGCUCUUGGGUCAUAUGAAGGCGCAUCAUUGCAACCAAGCUCUUUACCGCACCUCAGAGACUUGACGCUUUCAUGUUCCCAUGCCGCUAUUUCCGAAAUUGCAGGAUCGUUGACAACCCCCAGCUUAUCCCGGCUUCGAGCCAUCAUCCCACCAGGUCCUGACGAGCCUCAGUUUCAUUCACUGGGGCUGACUUUGAGAGCCCUCAUAGAUCGGUCCUCUGCACCAAUAGCCCAUCUCGGACUACAACACAUUUCCGCGGAAGCCAUGAAGGACACAUUUGAAGGACUUCCGUCGGUUGAAUCACUUGACCUCUCCAUCCGAGAGGACUCUGAUGCUCUGAACCUGAUCAUGAAUGAGCUUGCGUGGAAGACACUUUACAACAACUCGCCUGAGUCAGAUGUCCCCAAUCUCCUCCCCAACCUGCAAUUGUUAACAAUACGGAAAACAAGUUUGAGUGGUACCCUUCCUGGUAUCAUUCAAAUGCUCUGUUCUCGGCUGAACACCGAACUUAUUACGUUGGGGCUACAUCCACCCCCCGCUCGUCUCCGUAAAGUCUGCUUUCGGAGUGUGGAUUCCGUUCCAUUGUUGCUUCAGCUACGUCAGCUGGGCGUUGCUGUUGAUUGCAUACAUGAAUUGAGAGGAGCAGACUUACAGCAGCUCACUAUUGACGUCGCGAUGUAA
This is a messenger RNA of Laccaria bicolor S238N-H82, 1560 nucleotides long. RefSeq lists its product as uncharacterized. The record is from RefSeq and is a predicted model, not a curated record. Bases 1 to 1560 code for a protein of 519 amino acids. The transcript has a single exon. NCBI's taxonomy places the organism in Eukaryota, Fungi, Basidiomycota, Agaricomycetes, Agaricales, Hydnangiaceae.